Molecule: messenger RNA, 1696 nt
Organism: Pollicipes pollicipes
Lineage: Eukaryota; Metazoa; Arthropoda; Thecostraca; Pollicipedomorpha; Pollicipedidae
Product: fibropellin-1
Biological process (GO): axon guidance; Notch signaling pathway
Cellular component (GO): plasma membrane; cell surface; signaling receptor complex
Molecular function (GO): calcium ion binding
Source: RefSeq, a predicted model, not a curated record
UGCCAGUGCGCGCCGGCCUGGCGCGGUCAGAACUGCAGCCGCACGGCCGACCCGUGCACCGCUGACGGGGUGGACUGCGGCAAGGGGUUUCAGUGCUCCAGGAACACCUCGUCCCCUGUCGGCUACAGCUGCAACUGCGCCAGCAAGCCGGGCUGGAGACAACACUCGGCGCAGUCUCCGCGCUGUGUACUGUACGACGCCUGUCUGGCUGGCCAGCCGUGUGAGAACGGCGCCCCCUGCACUCCGGCUCCGGCCGGCGGCUUCACCUGCAAGUGCGGUGCCGCCUGGUCCGGCCCGGCCUGCAACGAGCCCAGGGACGUCUGCCAGACCGGCGAUGGCCGCUCUUUGUGCGGCGCCGAGUGGACCUGCGAACGAGACACCAGCCGGCCGGCCGGCUACAGCUGCGGCUGCCACAAGAAGCCCGGCUGGAAGACCGUCUCAGCCAGCGAGCCACAGUGCGAGGUAGCCGACCCGUGCGUGGCACUGCAGCCCUGCCGCAACGGUGCCACUUGCCUGGCCACGGCCAGCGACGCGUACCGCUGCUCGUGCCCGCCGGCCUGGACAGGCGCCGCCUGCGACCAGCCGCUGGAUCCGUGCACGGCGGCGCCCUGCGGUGACGGCUUCCAGUGCCAGCGCGACCCAACCGCGCCGGCCGGCUUCGUCUGCAGCUGCGACGCCAAGCCCGGCUGGGACGCCCGAGCCCCGGACGACCCGCGCUGCGUGGUGCGGGACCAGUGCCUGGCCUCCAGCCCGUGCCAGAACGGCGGUACCUGCCUGCAGGGCACGGCGCGCGAGUUCCAGUGCAACUGCGCGCGCGCCUGGGGCGGCGCCCGGUGCGAUCAGCCGCGCGACCCGUGCGAGUCGCAGCAGACAGUGUGCGGCGUGGGGAGGACCUCGGAGGACCCCACCUGCGUAGUGGACGACAUCUGUCUGGCGCGCGCGCCCUGCCUUAACGACGGUGCCUGCACGAGCCUGAAGGACGGCCGCUUCCAGUGCACGUGUCGCGGCCUCUGGAAGGGCGCCACGUGCGCUGAGCCGCGCCACCCGUGCCGCGAGCGCGCGCGCUGUGGCCGCCUUUUCACGUGCCAGCUGGCGCCGCACUCGCUGGCCGGCUACACGUGCAGCUGCGAUGCCGUGCCCGGCUACUCGGCCAAGUCGGAGGCUGACCCGCGGUGUGAGGUGACGGACGUGUGCCUGCAGCGCUCGCCCUGCCAGAACGGCGGCUCCUGCGAGAGCCUGCCCGGUCUGAGGUACAGGUGCGCCUGCCCGCCCGCCUGGAAGGGCGACAACUGCCAGACGCCGGCCAGUCCGUGCGAGAGCCCGGUGGAGCUGUGCGCCGGCGCCGUCGGCACCUGCCAGAGGAAUCCCAACAGCCCGCUCGGUUUCUCCUGUGGCUGCGGCCAGACGCCCGGCUGGGAGGCCAGCUCAGAUGACGAUCCGCACUGCGUCCUGGCCGACGAGUGUCUCGCCAAUGACCCGUGCAAGAACGGCGCCACGUGCACGGCGCAGCCACGAGCCGGCUACACGUGCUCGUGCCAGCCAGCGUGGACGGGUGCCACGUGCGAGGAACCCAGCAGCCCGUGUGAAUCUGGCAGCGACCUGUGCGGUGCCGAGUUCGCGUGCGCGCGAGAUGCAGAGUCGGCACUGGGCUACAGCUGCGGGUGUGAGGCUCGGCCCGGCUACCGGGCGACGUCAG